AUGGAACGAAAAAAUCCCGCUAGGAAACAAUUAUUGAGCCAGAUUGAAGGCAGAGAGUGGAUUAUCUGUCGUACGGCCUACGAUUCCGUGCGGGAUAUUCUUAGCACGGUAGGAGGAGAGUCCGAAAAGAAACGAAUGGAAGAAUUGUUCUCGCAUGUACGGUUAGUAGAAGAUGCGGUCUCGGAGAAAACCACCACACUGAAGCCCUCGGAUCGGAUUAACCAACGAAGUUUGGUAAUCUUUGGCUCAGGCGACUACUACCGAGCUGUCACUGCAACGGCAAAUAAGCAUUUUGUGUCUUCCGCGUAUCAUCAGGGUGUGUCUUUCGAUGUUAUACUUCAUGAAUCGCGGGCCCUCAGCGAACAAAAGGAACUGCCACCUGAUCACUCAAAUUGA
Molecule: messenger RNA, 396 nt
Organism: Cooperia oncophora
Lineage: Eukaryota; Metazoa; Nematoda; Chromadorea; Rhabditida; Trichostrongylidae
Source: the annotation of a GenBank genome assembly